This is a messenger RNA of Pyrus x bretschneideri (Chinese white pear), 500 nucleotides long. RefSeq names its product protein PLANT CADMIUM RESISTANCE 7-like. NCBI's taxonomy places the organism in Eukaryota, Viridiplantae, Streptophyta, Magnoliopsida, Rosales, Rosaceae. The record is from RefSeq and is a predicted model, not a curated record. The transcript is spliced from 2 exons. Bases 21 to 365 code for a protein of 114 amino acids.
CCAAAAUACUCAUCUGAUUAAUGGCUGGUGCGGUGUUUAUGUUGGUCAUUCAUACAGCUUGUGCAACCAAUACACUGAUUUACAUGUUAGUCAUGUUGUGCAUCUUCGUGCCUUGCUUGCUAUCUUGCACAUACCGGAAAAAGCUAAGGAACAAGUUCGAUCUGCCCGAAAGCCCCGCUCCGGAUUGCAUCAGUCACUUCUUAUGCGAGUGGUGUGCUCUUUGCCAAGAACAUAGGGAGCUCCAGCUCAGAGGCCUAGACCCUUCUUUGGGAUGGGUAGGAAACAUGGAGCAAAUUCAGAGGAUGCAGCAAAAGCGGCAAGCUGCUAUGAAUCCACCAGCUACCCAAAGAAUGACGGGUUAUUGAACAAAACACGAAGUAUAGCAACUUCAGUCAUGACAUGCUCGCCGUGAUUUUUGAUCCACCGAUGAAGAAGCUUCGGUUUUCCGUUCAUGGUGUAGGGAUGGAUCAUCCGUGUAUAUACCAUUCGAUGUGAACGAA